Struthio camelus australis is the source of this 2669-nucleotide messenger RNA. RefSeq names its product iodotyrosine deiodinase (gene IYD). Gene Ontology annotation, molecular function: oxidoreductase activity. Gene Ontology annotation, cellular component: plasma membrane. NCBI's taxonomy places the organism in Eukaryota, Metazoa, Chordata, Aves, Struthioniformes, Struthionidae. The record is from RefSeq and is a predicted model, not a curated record.
UGUUUUUUUUUUUUUGCAUUUGACAGUAUUUGUGCAUUUGUAUGCGGUCAGUGCCUCUGCUUGCUGUUUGUAAGCAAUUUAUUCCCAGAAAAUAGAUAAAUCUGGAUCUGCUUAACGGUAGGAGCACAUCCCAGAUGAGACUGCAGGGGCAGUGGCUGAAAAGUGAAAGUAGAAAAGAGUUGGAGGACUGAACCCUCCUUUCUUUUCCAUAUCCAGGUCCACCCCUUUCUGCUUACUGCUUUACUGUUAUUCCCAUUUCCUCCUCUUCUUUUCAGGAGAGAGAAUAUUGAACUUAGAAAGACGGACAUUUCCGUAGUCAUGGCACUCUUUUCUUCCCUGACCCCAAUCUUUAUAGCCAUUAUAUGUGUUUUGAUUGCGGCAAUACUGAAGAAGAAUAAUGGAGAUACAGAAAAACGUGAGACAAAAAGCAAGCCUCUAUCUCGCCCAUGGGUGGAUGAAGACCUAAAAGACAGUACUGACCACCAGUUAGAGGAAGAAGAGGUUGAUGAAGAGUGGCAAGGAUUUGAUGAAAACAUUGCCCAUAUCCCCUUCUUCGCUGAGCGCUACUCUGAGGCUGAAAUGAUUAAAAGGUCACAAGAGUUUUACAAACUUCUUAAUAAGAGGAGGUCUGUCAGGUUGCUCAGUGAUGAGCCAGUCCCCAGGGAGGUUAUCGAUAAUGUCAUCAGAACAGCAGGUACUUCACCCAGCGGAGCGCACACUGAACCCUGGACCUUUGUGGUAGUGCAAGAUCCAGUUUUAAAACAUAAGAUUCGGGAGAUUGUGGAAGAAGAAGAAGAAAUAAACUACAAAAAAAGGAUGGGAGACAGAUGGGUUAAUGACCUGAAAAGACUGAGAACCAACUGGAUCAAAGAGUACCUGGACGCUGCUCCUUAUCUGAUCCUCAUUUUCAAGCAGGUAUAUGGGAGACUUCCAAAUGGCAAAAAGAAGACCCAUUACUACAAUGAAAUUAGCGUUUCUAUUGCCUGUGGUAUCCUGCUUGCCGCACUGCAGAAUGCAGGCCUAUACACAGUGACCUCCACACCGCUGAACUGUGGCCCGCACCUGCGGGCGCUGCUCCAGCGCCCAGCUAACGAGAAGCUUCUCUUGCUGCUCCCUGUCGGCUAUCCCAAGAAAGACGCCACUGUGCCUGCACUGACCCGAAAGCCACUGGAAGACAUCAUGGUGGUCAUGUGAGCCUUGUGCCACGAGGAAGGAGCCCACUCUAGCGCCAGCUAAUGCUAGCCUAGCUGAUUGUUCCAGGGGACAUGUACAAUGGCAUUUAAAUGACCUUCACCACCCGAUUUUUCUUCUGCGCUUUAUGGGACAGACGUCUCCUUGAACUGGAAUGUAUCUUCUCCUGAUAUUUUUGUGAUUACCAUUACACAGUUAAUGUGUAAUUCAGAAUUUCAGUGGGGGUUGUAUUAAAAGAUAUAAGGAGACUUAAGCAGCUCAGCUGUCUUACAUUGCUCAGUGUGUGUUGUUCAAAUGCCCCUUCCUCUGUACUGUGUUCCGUUUUGCAUAGGAGGAAGAUAUUUUUCUCAUAUAGGGUAGUAUUUUCCCUACGUGACUGAGCUCAAAAGCCUCGCCUACACCGGACUUUUCUAAACUAUUGCUGGUACAAGUCUUCUCAGCUACGGGAGACCUAGUAUAAAAAAGGCAUCCAAGUAAUUUCCUUGUCAUUUAUACACGUUCCCGGCACAUGUAGAUCACACAACAUCUAUCGGCUAGGCCCCCUGUAUUAGCUGCUUCCGCUGGAGGGGACCUAGAGUGAACUGCAAUACUGAUUACGUUAACAACAACAUUACCAACUACAACUAUACCACUUUUAAAGUCCGAAAUUUAAACUGCUUUAGAGACUCUGAUUCAAAAAUGGUGCUUUUAUGUCAUGCCAAAUCAGGCAUAUUUUGGUUUAUUUUAAGACCAUUUUUCAUAAAAGCAACAAAAGGCCUUGUCUACAGGCAAGGUUUGAAUUGACAUCACUCAGAGCGUCUGGGCUGGAAGAGUUUGUGUUACUAAGAUCCAUGUUGGCAGAGCCCCCUUGUGGAGUUGUGGUUUCUACCUCUUUCUUGAAGAGCAGAAGAUAAAAGUGAAAAGAAGAAAGAGUGAAGUGCUCUCCUGGAGGUGGCUAGGCUGCUGUACGCCUUCACUGCCUGCUCUCUGCUGCUUGUAACUCUUCUGAAAGGCUUCAGCCGUAUCAGCUGCAGCCCCCCUUGUCGACUGCUCACGAUAACUCACAUUUCUCUGAAAUGAGUUAGGGCAUAUUUAACACGAUCUGUUGUCAGCUAAGCAAGCGGUGGGGAUAAUACUUGGAACAGGUACAGCUUUUUGCAGUGUGAAUGUCUGUCUGUCACCUAAUGUGAAAAACUAUUUUUCUCUCUGGCAGACUGUUUUGCUGGUAUUUAGCAGGCAGGCUAUGUAUCCAUCUGCUCUACUAGCCCUAUUUCCCUAAUCCUUCCCACAUGCUCAGUAGUAUAGCAAAGGCAGGAAGAUUCUCAUGCAAACCUAACCUGAAAUGAGCUUUGUAACAGUACAGUAAAACCAAAAAGAAGACCUGUGUAAACAGACUUUCAGUUUGCAUUCAACUGAUUUCAACAAAACUAGAAUUUGAAAUAAGCACUCGGAGAAGGGUUUGGAUUAGCUUAAUUAAACCCAUGCAGUUUAAACCCGCA